AUGUGCUUCUUGUACGCAAUUUCCCCUACACCAAUCGCCUCUUCUUCGACCGCCCUAACCUUGAUAAAUAACGCGCAACGGCACCUGGUCUUACAAGUCAGCUCGCCUGUACUUGUCAUGCAACUCGGACUUCUGAUUGUCUCCUGCAUUGCCGCCGCCUCGGCGGCGUCGACCCCAAACCCUCCCAGAGCCCAGGUUAUCUUGUCUUGCACUGUUCCUGGAACUGUUGCCCUCACAUUUGAUGACGGCCCUUACUUAUACCAAGAUGAUAUCAGCCAGAUGCUCCUGAGCAAAGGCGCGAAAGGCACUUUUUUCAUGGUUACAAUUGUUAGCGUCCCAUGUGUCUCCUACUUUGGCUCAAUUCAUCUAGACGAGUGCAUAUAUGGGACCAAAGUCGCCGCUCGAUUGACGAGGACAUAUCAAGCCGGUCACCAAAUCGCAUCUCAUACCUGGUCGCAUCCUGACCUGACCGCCCUCAAGGCUGAUGAGAUCACCAACGAGUUCAACAAGACGGACAUUGCAUUGGCCAAAAUCCUGGGGAUCACCAGUCCUUACCUCAGACCACCAUAUGGGAACUACAACAAGCUCGUCCGUCAGAUUGCGUACCAAUUCAACAAAACGCUGAUUCUCUGGGAUAUGGACACUGAAGAUUCUAUUGGUGCUACCGUUGAACAGAGCCUCCAAUAUUACGACCAGUAUAUUGCCAACAACUCUGUCACCAUUCCGCUGCAGCAUGAGACUGAGAAAACCACCGCUUAUCAAGUGUUGCCCGCAGCUAUCGAUAAACUCCAGGCAGCUGGUCUCCGUCUUGUGACGCUUGCAGAGUGUCUGAACCAAACGAUGUAUACGUCGGAAUUGGGACCCGGGACUCGAGACUCGAGUUGGUUCUGUCCAGAGGAGCGGAGCUCUUCAGUUGAAAUUUAA
Mycena indigotica is the source of this 924-nucleotide messenger RNA. Its product is annotated as Carbohydrate esterase family 4 protein. The transcript has 10 exons. Gene Ontology annotation, molecular function: hydrolase activity, acting on carbon-nitrogen (but not peptide) bonds. Gene Ontology annotation, biological process: carbohydrate metabolic process. The record is from RefSeq and is a predicted model, not a curated record. NCBI's taxonomy places the organism in Eukaryota, Fungi, Basidiomycota, Agaricomycetes, Agaricales, Mycenaceae. The coding region runs from base 1 to 924 and encodes 307 amino acids.